AUGGCUCCUCCAGUUUGGACUCUGAUGAUGCUGGUGGGGGCUGCCUGGGGCCAGGCCAUUCUCUCAAAAUGUGACUUUGAAGACAAUUACAGACCCCUCUGUGACUGGUCUCAAAUGUCUACAGAUGAUGGGGACUGGGUUCAAACUUCUGGGCCCUCCCCCACUGGCACUUCUGGACACCCUGGAGGGUACCCCAGUGGAGAGGGCUACUACCUGCACAUGGAUGCCAACGCCUUCCCCCAGGGUGGAGUGGCACGCCUACGAAGCCCUGAUAUAUGGGAGCAAGGCCCACUCUGCAUCCAUUUCGCCUACCACAUGUUUGGGCUGUCAUGGGGCGCCCAGCUCAAACUGAUGCUGCUCAGGGGCUGGAGGACUCAGCGGCCCAGUGUGCUCUGGAAACACGUGAACACCCAGAGUCCCUCUUGGAUGCCCACCAGUGUCACGGUGCCCACGGAUAGAGAUCUACCAAGCUGGCUGAUGUUUGAAGGAAUGCGGGGAAAUACCACUUACCUGGACAUCUCUCUGGAUCGGAUCUCUAUCAGUCGGGGUACCUGCAAUCAGAUCUGCAUGUCACAGAUGUGCACCUUUGAUACUCUAAACGAUCUCUGCGGCUGGAGUUGGGUCCCGACUGCCACGGGAGCGAAGUGGACCCAAAGGAACGGAUGGUCAGGGAAGCUAGGCGUGGGGCCUGAUGAUGACUUCUCUAGCCCUGGGAAGGGCUUCUACAUGCUCUUGGAUUCCGUGAAUGCAAGGCCGGGUCAGAAAGCUGUCCUUUUGAGUCCCCCGAGCCAAUCCAGUGGCUGCCUGACUCUGUCUUUCCGAUACACCCUGCAUGGAGAGUCUCCCGGUGAAGGCCUCUUUGUCUACUCUACGUACUUGGGCAAUAUCCGCAAACACACCCUGUUCUCAGGACAACCCGGAUCCAACUGGCAACCUGUGUCUGUCAAUUACACAGGACAGGGACAGAUACAGUUCAUGAUAGUGGGUGUGUUUGGAGAGCAGCCGGAGCCAGCAGUGGCUGUGGAUUCCAUCAGCAUUGCUCCCUGUGGGGAGAGCUUUCCCCAUUGCGACUUUGAAGACAGAGUUCAUCCUUUCUGUGAAUGGAACCACGUGUUUGGGGAUAUUGCACACUGGAGCUGGGGAAGUAAAAGUAUACCCACCCCCAUCUCAGGACCACCAAGAGAUUUCCCUUAUGGAGGGGAGCACUAUAUCUACUUUGAUUCACUCAAGUUAUCCCAGGCAGGACAGUCUGCCAAACUGGUGAGUCCACCCUUCUGUGCCCCUGGGGAUGUCUGCGUGGAGUUUGCUUACCACAUGUAUGGCCUUGGAGAAGGAACCACACUCAAGCUCCUUUUGGGGAGUCCUGCGGGCAAUUCUCCGAUUUCUCUGUGGAGCCGUGUUGGGUCUCAGAGCACUAGCUGGCUGAACUCCUCCGUCACCAUCCCUAAGGGAUAUCCACAGCCCAUGCAGUUGUUUUUAGAGGCCACCAGUGGUAGCAGUGCUGCUUUUGCUGUUGCUGUGAAUUUCAUCUUGAUCAAUCAUGGGCCAUGUCGAGUGUCAUUGGCCCCGAAAGUGCUUCCUGGCAGGCCUCUAGUUCUACCCACUAUCCCCACAGAAAUGAUUGUCCUCACAGAAGUGACUACAGUCCUCAUAGGAAUGAUGACUGUCCCCACAGAAGCAACCACAGUCCCCCCAGAAACUACUGUCCCCACAGAAGUAACCACUGUUCCCACAGAAACGACUGUCCCCACAGAAGUGACCACAGUCUUCACAGGAACGACUGUCCUCACAGAAGUGACCACCAUCCCCAGAGAAGCGACCACAGUCUCCACAGAAGUGACCACUGUCCCCACAGUAAAACCCUCUGUCCCCACUGAAGCGACCACUGUCCCUGAAGAAGAGUGGAUCAUAGGUCCUAAAGAUGAAUGGACCGCAGGUCCUGAAGAAGGGAUCACAGUUCCUGAAGAAGGGACCAGUGUCCCCACAGAAGGACCAAGUCCUUCACAGGCUCUGAGUAUGUCCCUGAUCAACAUCGUCCCACCCAUCACUGCAACCACAGAGAGCUGCCCACAAAAUGCCCACUAUGAAUCCUGCGCGUGCCCUGCAUCCUGUGAGAGCCCCAAGCCCAGCUGUGGACACCUCUGCACUCCAGGCUGUGUCUGCAAUCCUGGCUUUUUGUUUAGUAACAAUGAGUGCAUCCAUGCGUCUUCCUGCAAUUGCUUCUACAGCAACACCUACUAUAAGCCUGGAGAAGAGUGGUUCAGUCCCAACUGCAUGGAGCGGUGCCGCUGCUUGCCUGGUAGCCGGAUGGAGUGCCAGAUCUCUCAGUGUGGGACACACACAGUGUGCAAGCUGAAGAACGGCCUGUAUGAAUGCCAGCCCUAUGGCACUGCCACCUGCCUGGUCUAUGGGGACCUUCACUUUGUCACCUUUGAUGAGAGGCACAUUAAUUUCACCGGGACAUGCGCCUACAUUUUGACCCAAACCUGUGACAACUCUACAGACCAAUUAUUUAGGAUAAUAGUGCAAACUCAUGAGCGGGGACUACAAGGUGUGUCCUGCCUGAACAAAGUCUUCAUCAGUCUGUCGGAUAUCACAAUUACCCUGCUUAAGGGCAAAUAUAUACUGGUUGGGGGUCAGAAAGUCACUCUCCCAACCAUACCUUUUAAUGGCGUCUUCCUGAGUUCCAGUGGGCGAUUUGUGGAGCUGAGAACGACAUUUGGUUUGCAUGUGAGAUGGGAUGGUGACCAGCAGCUUUUUGUAACCUUGCCCAGCACCUAUUCAGGUAAAAUCUGUGGUUUCUGUGGAAACUAUGACGGGGACGGCAGUAACGACUACCUGAAGCAGGAUGGCACCUGGGCCCACAGUGAGGAGGAGCUGGGGAACAGCUGGCAGUUGAAAGAUGACACAAACUCUUCUACCCUUGCUGACUACUUGGGCUGGGUCUCUUCCAGGUGUCCAACGAGUGAAAAGAAACCCUCGUCUUGUGAUUCAGCCUUGAGGAGCCAUAUGUUGGGAUCCAAGUACUGUGGCCAACUUGUUGACUCCCAGGGAACCUUUGAGGCAUGUCUGCUCCACCUGAAGGCCUCGUCCUUUUUGGAAAACUGUGUAACUGACAUGUGCAGUUUCCAGGGUCUCGAACAGAAGCUGUGUGAGCACAUGUCAGUCAUGACUGCGACCUGCCAGGAUGCUGGCUAUGCCGUGAAAUCCUGGAGGGAACCCCAAUUCUGCCCCCUGGUCUGUCCUCAACAUAGCAAGUACUCUCUAUGUACCUCGCCAUGCCCAGAAACCUGCCACCCGGAAUUUCCUGCCAAGCCCUGCCCAGGCCAGUGUGUGGAAGCCUGUGAGUGUGAUCCUGGCUUCGUCCUCAGUGGCUUGGAGUGUGUCCCUCGAACCCAGUGUGGGUGCCUCAGCUCUGAGGGGCACUACUUCAAGAUUCAGGAGCAGUGGUUUAAGCCGUACUGCAAAGAGCUCUGCACCUGUGAAGGCAACAACACUAUUAGCUGCCAGGCCUGGAAGUGUAAGGCCCAGGAGGCCUGUGGCCAGAAGAAUGGCAUAUUAGGCUGCCAUGCCCAAGGGUCUGCCACCUGCUCUGCCUUUGGUGACCCCCACUACCUGACAUUUGAUGGAGCCUUGCACCGUUUUAUGGGUACCUGCACUUACAUCCUGACCCGGCCUUGCUGGACUGGGUUUCUAGAGAACAACUUUAUCGUGAGCACCACCAAUGAACACCGUAAUGGCAACUUGGAAAUCUCCUAUGUCAAAGCUGUCCACAUACAGGUCUUUGACCUCAAAAUCUCCCUGAUCAAAGGUCGAAAGGUCGUGGUGAAUGACCAUCGAGUGGCUCUACCUGUGUGGCCUUCACAAGGCCGGGUGACCAUUAGGUUGAGUGGCAUCUUUGUCCUGCUCUACACGAACUUUGGGCUUCAAGUUCGUUAUGAUGGAAACCACCUGGUGGAGGUGACGGUGCCCUCCUCCUACAUGGGCAUGCUCUGCGGGCUGUGUGGGAACUAUAACAAUAACAGCUUGGAUGACAAUCUGCGUCCAGACAAGAUGCCUGCAGACUCACUUCUGCUGGGACCUGCCUGGAAGAUGCCAGAAAUCUCUGAGCCUGGCUGCUUCUUGGUUGGGGGCAAGUCUUCCACCUGCCAGGAGAACAACAUGGAGAACAUCUGGAAUGAAAACUGCGACAUCUUGAUAAACCCUCUGGGGCCUUUCUCCCAUUGCCAUGGGGUGGUGUCCCCACAGGCCAGCUUCUCCAGUUGUGUGUAUAGCCAGUGCGGGACCAAAGGAGAUGUUGUGGCCCUGUGCCAUUCCCUGCAUGCCUACGCAUCCCUGUGUGCCCAAGCUGGCCAGGUGACUACCUGGCGCAACAGGACUUUCUGCCCCCUGAGGUGCCCACCCAGGAGCAUCUACAAACCAUGUACCAGCCCCUGCCCAGCCACCUGCCUCACCCUCAGCACCUCAAGGGACUGUCCCACUGCUCUGCCCUGUAUUGAAGGCUGUGAAUGCCAGGAAGGCCACAUCCUGAGUGGAACCACCUGUGUGCCCCUCAGCGAGUGUGGCUGCAGUGACCAGGGAGGCUCCUAUCACCUGUUGGGGGAGAGCUGGUAUUCUGAGAAGACCUGCACCACCUUCUGCACCUGCUCCAACCGCAACAACAUCACCUGCAGCCAAACCCACUGCGAGGCCAACCAAGUUUGCUCAGCCCACGAUGGGCUGCUCCGUUGUGCUGCAGAGACAGGAGUAUGCCGCAUCUCAGAGGAGUCCCAGGUCAUGAGCUUUGAUGGCCAUGGCCAUCCUUUCCAUGACACAUGCACUCAUGUCCUGGUCAAAGUGUGCCAUCCCAACAUGGACUUGCCUUUCUUCACCAUCAGUGCCAAGACUGAAGAGAAGCCCCAAAGUAAAACUGGGACCUUCCAUGUCCACCAACUCCACAUUGAUAUCUUCUCUUUCCAUGUCACCCUACAAAACAACCAUAGAGUCCUGGUGAGCUGGAUCAAUGACAUGCUGGUCACCCUUCCUGCCACGACCCAGAUCCCAGGGCUCAGCAUUGUGGCCAAAGAUGUCUACACAAUUGUCACAAUUAAGGAUGAACUUCAAGUCAAAUUUGAGAGCAAUAAUUUCUUAAAUAUUCAAAUCCCUACAUCCUGCCAUGGAAAGGUCUGCGGUGUAUGUGGGAACUUCAAUGGUGAGGAAGAGGAUGAACUAAUGAUGCCCAAUGAAGAACUAGCCCAAGAUGAGCAGGAGUUCAUGAACAGUUGGAAAGAUAAGAACAUAGACCCAAAUUGCCAGAAGGUUAAAGAAGAAGAGAUCAUCCAAGUGGAACCACAGGAGAUCAUGAAUGGCAAAUGCAGGCCCACUGACUUCCAGAGGGCCCAGGCAAAUUGUCAAACCACCCUGCAGGCCCCAUCCUGGGCCCAGUGUACCUCUCGGGUGACCCUCAAGCCCUUCUUGCUGGGCUGUAUUAACAACUUCUGUGAGUUUAGAGAACUCUUUCGUGCUCUCUGUGAGGCUCUGCAGGCCUUCGCAGCUGCCUGCCAGAACCAGGGACUCCAGCCACCUAUCUGGAGGAAUAGCAGCUUCUGCCCCCUGGAAUGCCCAGCCCACAGUUACUAUUCCAACUGCCUUCCCUCCUGUCCACCUUCCUGCUUGGACCCAGACAGCCUAUGCGAGGAUACCAGCCACAGAGUCCCCUCCACCUGCAAGGAGGGCUGCCUCUGUCAACCUGGCUACGUGCUGAAUAAUAACAAGUGUGUGCUCAGAAUGCAGUGUGGUUGCAAAGACGCCCAGGGUAGCUUCAUCCCGGAAGGCAAGACCUGGAUCUCCAGAGGCUGUGCCGAGAGCUGUACUUGCACGGGAGGGGUCAUCCAGUGCUGGAAUUUCCAGUGUCCCUCAGGGACUCAGUGCCAGGACAGUGAAGAUGGCAGCACCAACUGCACCAAAAUCACUCUACACUGCCCAGCUCACAGCCAUUAUGUUAACUGCCUGCCUUCCUGUCUACCUUCCUGUUCGGACCCGGAUGGCCAAUGUGAGGGUAACAGAACUAAAGUCCCCUCCACCUGCAAGGAGGGCUGCCUCUGUCGACCUGGCUAUGUGCUGAAUAAUAACAAGUGUGUGCUCAGAAUUCAUUGUGGCUGCCAAGACACUCAGGGUGUCUUCAUUCCAGAAGGCAAGACCUGGACCUCCAGAGGCUGUACGCAGAGCUGUGCCUGCAUAGGAGGGGCCAUCCUAUGCCGGAAUUUCCAGUGUCCCUCAGGGACCUCCUGCAAGGAGAGUGAUGACGGCAGCAGUAACUGUGACAAAAUCACUCUACAGUGUCCUGCCCUCAGCCACUACACCAACUGCCUUCCUUCCUGUCUACCUUCCUGCUCGGACCCAGAUGGCCUCUGCGAGGGCACCAGAUUCAAAGUCCCCUCCACCUGUAAGGAGGGCUGUGUCUGUAAUGCUGGCUAUGUGCUAAAUAAUGACAAGUGUAUGCUCAGAAUUCACUGUGGCUGCAAAGACACCCAGGGUGCUCUCAUCCCGGCAGAUGAGACCUGGAUCAACAGAGGCUGUACCCAGAACUGUACCUGCACGGGAGGGGUCAUCCAGUGCCAGAAUUUCCAGUGUCCCCCAGGGACUUACUGCAAGGACAGUGAUGAUGGCAACAGUAACUGCGCCAAAAUCACUCUGCAGUGUCCUGCCCACAGCCUUUAUACCAACUGCCUUCCCCCCUGUCUACCUUCCUGCUCAAACCUGGAUGGCCUCUGUGGGGAUACCAGCUCCAAAGCCCCCCGCCCCUGCAAGGAGGGCUGUGUCUGUGGAUCUGGCUAUGUGCUGAAUAAUGACAAGUGUGUGUUCAGAAGUCAUUGUGGCUGCAAAGAUGCCCAGGGUGCUUUCAUCCUGGCAGAUAAGACCUGGAUCAACAGAGAUUGUACACAGAGCUGUAACUGCACUGGUGGGGCCAUCCAGUGCCAGAAAUUCCAGUGCCCCUCAGGGACUUACUGCAAGAAAAACAAUGAUGGCAACAGUAACUGCACGAAAAUCACUCUGCAAUGUCCUGACCACAGCAAUUUCACCAACUGUCUCCCUUCCUGUCUACCUUCCUGUUCCAACCUGGAUGGCUGGUGCAAGGGCACCAACCUUACAAUCCCCUCUAUCUGCAAGGAGGGCUGUGUCUGUCAACUUGGCUAUGUGCUGAAUAAUGACAAAUGUGUACUCGGAAAUCAGUGUGGCUGCAAAGAUGCACAAGGUGCUCUCAUACCGGCAGACAAGACCUGGAUCAACAGAGGCUGUACCCAGAACUGUACCUGUAUUGGAGGGGCCAUCCAGUGCCAGAACUUUCAGUGUCCCUCAGGGACUUACUGCAAGAACAGCAAUGACGGCAGCGAUCACUGCACCAAAAUCACUUUGCAAUGUCCAACCUACAGCCACCACACCGACUGCCUUCCCUCCUGCCUACCUUCCUGCUCAGACCCUCAAGGCCUCUGUGAGGGCACCAGCUCCAAAGUUCCCUCCACUUGCAAGGAGGGCUGUGUCUGUCAACCUGGCUAUAUAUUGAAUAAUGGCAAGUGUGUGCUCAGAAGUCAUUGUGGUUGCAAAGAUACACAGGGUGGCCUCAUUCCGGCAGGCAAGACCUGGAUCUCCACAGGCUGUACCCAGAACUGUACCUGCAUGGGCGGGGUUGUUCAGUGCUGGAAAUUCAACUGCCCCUCAGGGACUCAGUGCCAGGACAUUGAGGAUGGCAGCAGUAGCUGUGGUGAAAUCACUCUACAGUGCCCUGGCCACAGCAGCUAUACCAACUGCCUUCCAGCCUGUCCACCUUCCUGCUCGGACCCAGAUGGCCUGUGCAAGAGCACUAGUACCAAAAUCCCCUUUACCUGCAAGGAGGGCUGCCUCUGUCAAUCUGGCUAUGUGCUGAAUAACAACAUGUGUGUGCUCAGAAAUCAGUGUGGCUGCAAAGAUGCUCAGGGUGCCCUCAUCCUAGCAGGCAAGACUUGGAUCUCCCGUGGCUGUACCCAGAGCUGUACCUGCACCGGAGGGACUAUUCAGUGCUGGGACUUCAAAUGUCCGUCAGGGUCUCACUGCCAGCACAGUGAUGAAGGCAAUAGUAACUGUGCUGUCAACAAUCCUCAAUGCCCAGAACACAGCUACUUCACCAAUUGCCUUCCCUCCUGUCUCCCUUCUUGUGUGGACCCAGAGGGCCUCUGCAAGGGCACCAGCACCAAAGUCCCCACCACCUGCAAAGCGGGUUGUCUCUGUUUACCUGGCUAUGUGCUAUAUAAUGGCUUAUGUAUACUCCCAAAUUACUGUGGCUGCAGAGAUGCCCAGGGUGGCCUCAUUGUGGCAGGCAAGACCUGGAUCUCCCAUGACUGUACCCAGAGCUGUGCCUGCACAGGAGGAACCAUUCAGUGCCAGGACUUCAAGUGCCCCAUAUGGUCAUUCUGCCAGCACAACAAUGAUGGCACCAGUAACUGUACCCCCAACUAAGGAGCCAUGGGGGAAGGUUUAGAGGGUGUGCUCAUGGCUGGAGGAUCAGAAGCCCUAAGAUGCCCACCUGGCUUCCGCUACACAGACUGCCUUCCCUCCUGCCCACCUUCCUGCUCAGACCCGAAUGGCCUCUGUGUGGGCACCACCUCCAAAGUCCCCUCCACCUGCAAGGAGGGCUGCAUCUGUCAAUCUGGCUAUGUGCUGGAUAAUAACAAGUGUGUGCUCAGAAUUAACUGUGGCUGCAAAGAUGGGCAGGGUGGCCUCAUCCAGCCUGGCCAGAAGCGGAUCUCAAGUGGCUGUACCCAAAUCUGUACAUGCAAGGGAGGGGCCCUUCAGUGUCGGAAUUUCCAGUGCCCCUCAGGUUCCUACUGCCGACAAAGUAAUGAUGGCAACAGUAACUGUGCCUUCGUCAGUAAGGGAGCUCUAGUUCUGCAGUGUCCAGAUAACAGCCACUUCACUGACUGCCUUCCCCCCUGUCCUCCUUCCUGUUCCAACAUGGAUGGCCGCUGUGAGGGCUCCAGCACCAAAGACCCCUCUUCCUGCAAGGAGGGCUGUGUCUGUCACUCUGGCUUCGUGCUCAAUAAGGACAAGUGUGUGCCCAAAAAUCAGUGUGACUGCAAAGACCUCAAGGGUGACAUCAUCCCAGUGAGUGGACGUGGAAAAGGGAAUUGCAAAACCUGGAUCUCCAGUGGCUGUACCCAGAGCUGUACCUGCAUGGGAGGGUUAAUCCAGUGCCAGGACUUCAGCUGCCCUUCAGGGUCUCACUGCCAGCACAGUGAUGAUGGCAGCAGUAACUGUGCUGUCAACAAAUUGGAACAAUGUACCAUCUUUGGGGACCCUUAUUACCGCACAUUCGAUAACCUCAGCUACCGUUUCCUGGGUCGUAUGAACUACUAUCUCAUAAAGACAGUGGACAAGCUCCCAGAGGGGAUUGAACGCCUUGUCAUGAAGGGGCGCAACAAAAUAUCCUCCAAAGGGAGUCCGGUCCUAUAUGAAGUGACCACCAUUGUCUAUGGCUAUAAAGUUCAGCUCCAAGCAGGUCUGGUGGUUUUGGUCAACAAUCAAAAGGUGGCGAUCCCCUACAGUCCAAACAAUCACCUACGGGUCAUCAUGCGAGCUCAGCGGCUGUAUCUCAUCACUGACUUUGAGAUGGUGGUGGACUUUGAUGGAAAGCACAGUGCAGUGAUCUUCCUGCCUACCACAUACCGUGGGAUGAUACAGGGCUUGUGCGGAAACUAUGACAAGAACCGGGACAAUGAUUUAAUGUUGCCCAGUGGAGUUCCCACAGCAAACCUCAAGGUCUUUGGCAACAGUUGGGAGGUGAAAGUGGUGGACACUCUCUUUCGCAUCCCAAGGGCCCUACAAGAGGAAGAACAGGGAGAAGAGGAAGAAUCUGACCUUCUCCCAUCAGAAUGCACCCCGGAGCAGCUGGCAGUCAUCAGCAGCACCAAGGCCUGUAGGGUGCUGGUGGACCCCCAGGGCCCCUUUGCUGCCUGUCACCAGAUUAUAACCCCAGAGCCCUUUGAGCAGCACUGUAUGUCUGAUAUGUGCACUGGUUGGGACCCCAAAGAAGAAGAAGAACUGCGCUGCCAGGUCCUCAGUGGCUAUGCCAUCAUUUGCCAGGAGGCAGGUGCCAACAUGACUGGCUGGCGGGACCAGACACACUGUGCCAUGACGUGUCCAGCCAAUACUAUGUACCAGAGCUGCAUGACACCUUGCCCAGCAUCCUGUGCCAAGUUCGUGACCCCUAAGAUCUGUGAGGGCCCUUGUGUGGAAGGCUGUGCCAGCCUCCCAGGCUAUAUCUACAGUGACACUCAGAGCCUCCCAGUGACACACUGUGGCUGUACCACCAAUGGCAUCUACUACAAGCUGGGUGACAGCUUCGUGACAGAGGAUUGUUCCCAAUAUUGCACCUGUGCAAGCCAGGGGAUCCUGCUGUGUGAGCCGUAUGGAUGCAGAGCUGGAGAGAUGUGCACUGUGGGAAACUUCACCCGAGGCUGCUUCCGGGACAGUCCAUGUCUCCAGAACCCCUGUCAAAAUGAUGGCCAAUGUCAGGAGCAGGGGGCCAACUUCAUCUGUCACUGUGACCUCGGUUAUGGAGGAGAACUCUGCACAGAGCCUGAGGACAUCCCACCCCGCAAAAAGCCAGAAUCGUCCAGCUUUGUGGCCAUCCUGCCAGGAGUGCUGGUGAUAGUGUUGGUCCCUGUCUUAGUGCCCAGAGUGUAUGUUUACAUGAUGACAAGGAGGAGGAGGACAGGACUACGAUGA
Nannospalax galili (Upper Galilee mountains blind mole rat) is the source of this 10740-nucleotide messenger RNA. It is a transcript of the gene Zan, whose product is annotated as zonadhesin. Gene Ontology annotation, cellular component: membrane. The record is from RefSeq and is a predicted model, not a curated record. Gene Ontology annotation, molecular function: protein binding. Lineage: Eukaryota; Metazoa; Chordata; Mammalia; Rodentia; Spalacidae.